CAAACGAGAUCAAACUCAUUAUUAACGAUUAAUUUACUCGUUGUUGACUCCGAUGAAAUUAGGUUUAUUGUUGAUCCUAUUUCAAAGGCUUUCUGUUGAUUCAGACACUUAGGUUAGUGUCGCCGUCGCUCUUUUCCUCUUCUCCUCCUCGAUCAGGCGAGAGACAACAAUUAAGCCACAGACGCUAUGUCGUUUAUAAAGCAAUGCUUUAGUUUAUUCGACAAAACCAAACGAAGAAACAAACCCUCCCGUCUGAACGAAGAGAAAAAGAAGAAGAAGAAGAAGAAGAAACUCCACCUAGUGCUUGACUUGGAUCACACUCUUCUCCAUUCUAUCCAUGUGUCAAAGCUUUCUCAGAAAGAAAAAUAUCUAAUCGAAGAAGUUGGUUCAAGGGUUGAUCUAUGGAAGUUCGACAAAGGCAAUCCCAACGAGCAUCUCAUAAAGUUACGACCUUUCCUUGACGAGUUUCUGCGAGAAGCCAACAAGCUUUUCUACAUGUACGUUUACACGAUGGGCACUUACAGGUACGCGCAGAAUGUACUGAGUUUGAUUGAUCCGGACAAAUUAUAUUUCGGAGAUAGAGUGAUAACCAGAGAAAAAAGCCCUCAUAAGAAGACACUUGAUCUUCUCUCUGCUGAUAAACGAAGAGUGGUCAUUGUUGAUGACACGAGUAGUGUUUGGCCGCAACACAAGAGAAACUUGUUGGAGAUCGCAAAGUACAUUUAUUUCAGAGACGGGAUGAAGUGGGAAUCUUAUGCAGAGAAGAAGACAGACGAAAGUCGAAGCAAAGGAGCAUUGUCUAAUGUUCUGAAACUCCUUCAACAAGCUCAUAGAAGAUUCCAAGAUUUUGAUUCUAACGACUUGAGGCUCUUGAUACGUGAUCCUUGUACACUCUGUUGCUUUUGACUCCACUUUUCACUGUCGAUAAG
Molecule: messenger RNA, 929 nt
Organism: Brassica oleracea var. oleracea
Lineage: Eukaryota; Viridiplantae; Streptophyta; Magnoliopsida; Brassicales; Brassicaceae
Product: RNA polymerase II C-terminal domain phosphatase-like 4
Exons: 1
Coding region: 187-906 (239 amino acids)
Cellular component (GO): nucleus
Molecular function (GO): RNA polymerase II CTD heptapeptide repeat phosphatase activity
Source: RefSeq, a predicted model, not a curated record